Molecule: messenger RNA, 2074 nt
Organism: Perca flavescens (yellow perch)
Lineage: Eukaryota; Metazoa; Chordata; Actinopteri; Perciformes; Percidae
Gene: donson
Product: DNA replication fork stabilization factor DONSON
Exons: 12
Coding region: 152-1984 (610 amino acids)
Biological process (GO): nuclear DNA replication
Cellular component (GO): nucleus
Source: RefSeq, a predicted model, not a curated record
CGUCAGCACGCUACGCCUCGCGCCAAAUCCGUCCAGUGCGGAAGGCGCGCGAUAACAAAACAACAGAAGCAGCAGCAGCAGCUCAGUGUUGGUGUUUCUUCUCGGCUGUUUAGAUAUAUGUCAAUGGUUUAGACCAACUCUUCCCCUCAGAAUGUCUCAGCAGGCGGGAUACUCACCCAGCUUCAAGCGACCGGCGGACAUCAUGCGAAUGAGGAGGAAAAGAAGUCGAAGCGAGGCCGGCCAGGGCUCCACUGGCAGCCCGGAACAGAGCGACUCAUUCCUGGCGGCAGGUGUCCGUCCCUUCUCCCCGGGGCCGCUGUUCAGCAGCCAGCCGCGCUCCGGAGGAAAACGCAGGAACCCGUUCGCUAACAUCGAAAACAGUUACAGCCCCAAAAAGAAAUGUCUCGUUUAUGACGAAGAAGCUGCGGACACUUCUUACAAGAUGAAGACAUGGACAGACAAAGAGGGACACGAGGACAUGUCAACAGAGACACGAGGAAGUUUAACGCUCAGCGAUAGGCUGACUGAGGCAGAACAACAGGAACAUGUCUCCAGCAAGAAGCGUCUCUUCUCUGGAGACGACUCUCUGUUUGAAGAGGAAGAGGAAGAGGAGGUUAAAGCUCCACUGCUGAAGAGUCCCCAGGCCAUCGCUCCGGCCUCCAUCUCCCCUCCUGUGUGCUCCGAGUACCCGGCCGACUGGAGCCUGAAGACCCGCCUCCUCUUCACCUCGCCGCUCACGCUGUCCUGGGCCGAGCAUCCCAGAGCUCAGGAGGAGGCUGCAGGGCUGAGUCAGCACUGCAGAGCUCACUUCCUGUCUCUGCCUCACAGUCUGCAGGACCCGCGGGUGUGCCCGGAGCUCCGCUGUGCCUUCCAGCAGAGUCUGGUGUACUGGCAACACCCCUCCCUGCCCUGGAUCUCUCUGUUCCCCCGGAUCAACGCAGACAGGAACUUCACGGGGAAGAGCACGCCCUGGGCACAGGACCGGGCUCUGCAGCAAAGCCUUAUGACUGAAUGGUCGGUGAGUCUGUCGUCUCUCUACAGUCUGCUGAAGGCCAGACUCUGUCCCUACUUCUACCUCUGCUCCUAUCAGUUGACGGUGCUGUUCAGGGCCGCAGGUCUCGGGGGCUCCAGCUCCAUCACUGCCUUCAUCUCUCCAACAACCAGGGGGCUCCGAGAGGCCAUGAAGGCUGAAGGUAUCGAGUUCAGUCUGCCUCUGGUGGAGAAGAGGAGCAGGAGCAAGGAACAACACAAGCUGAACGAGGAGAUGGAGUGUUGUGAGCUGAAUGAGGGCGAGGACAGUCUGGCAGCUGAUGAUGAAGAGGAUGGUGAUGAUGAAGAUGGCAGCUUCUCCUGGCUGAAGGAGAUGGGAGUCCAGGAUAAAAUCAAGAAGCCAGACAGCAUAUCCAUUCAACUUCGUAAGGAGGGUAAGACAGUGUGUGUUGACCACCGGCCCGAGUCGCUGGUGUGUGUGGACGGCUCACACACCUUCACCCUCAUCAACUUUCUGAUGAGCUGUAAGAGUCUGGUGGCGGCUGCCGGCUCCCAGGCUGGACUACCCCCGACGCUGCUGGCUCCCUGCGCCUUCAGAGGGGCCGCCAUGCAAACACUUAAGGCACGCAGUGUGAAUGUGAAGAGCCAAGUUGGUUCUACCUUCCAGAACAUCAGCAGUCUGGAGAUCACAGGACCGAUCCUUCCUUCGUCUCUCCACGCCAUCACUACUCUCCUACGACCUGCACAGAAAGGAAACUUCUCGGCUGCUCUUUACACACACACACCCACCGCCGUCAUGAACACACACACACCCACCGCCGUCAUGAACUCACAGACACCCACGCUGCAGCAGAGUCCUGUUGGGUCUGUGGACCUGUCCGGCUGUGGACUCCAUCCUGCUUCCCUCCAGCAGCUCCAGCAGACCUCAGGUCUGGGGAAGACGGCUCUAACUCACAUCUACAUGAACAACUACAGCUACACCUGGAAGAACUGACUGUCUGCUCCGAGUUUGUGUCAGUUAAUGAAUGCAUUUUUUAGUUGGCUUCUUUGAAAAUGUUUUUAAUUACUUGUAAUUGGUUUUAUU